GGGGGAAACCUGGGACCGAACACAGCAUGCACACACUCACACCGGUCGACAGAUACACAUAACCACCUGGCUAUUGUUUUUGUCCGCCCUUUGCACUUAAAGAUGCUGUCUCUUCGAGCGGCGGGCAUCUUGAGGGCCGGACCUGCUACCGCCCGUGCUGCUCAGCCACGAAAAUUGGCCAGUGUUAGAGCCAAGUGCCGUUCACGCACAUUAUCUUCUGCCGCGACGUCUGCAUCCCCGGUCCCAUUUGCUGUUGCCUUUGACAUUGACGGCGUGCUUGUCCGAGGGGGGAAUCAAAUUCCAGGGGCAGGGCGGGUGCUGGAGUACCUGGUGGAGGCACAAAGCAACCCGAACGUGGCUCGACGCGUGCCUUUCGUGUUUUUGACGAAUGGAGGGGGGUGCAUGGAGGACGCCAAGGCCCACGAAAUGAGCGACGUAUUUUUCCCUGAGUUGCCUGUCCCCAUCCGACCGAGUCAGGUCAUGCUCUCCCACACGCCCAUGAAAUCCCUUCUCCCUCUUUACAAAGAUAAGCAAAUACUUGCGCUUGGGUCCAAAGACUACGCGGCCGUGUGCCGUGCCUACGGCUUUCAGCACGUGGUCACGGUGGAGGAUGUCCUCCACGCGCAUCCGGAGCUCUACCCGUUUAAAACCUACCAUAAGCGGCACGAUUUGCACACAGACCCGUUUGCCGCCGUCUUCAUCCUCCACGAUCCCGUGGAUUGGGCCCCUGAGAUCCAGGUUUUGUGCGACGUGUUCGAAGGCGGGAGGCUCGUGGGCAAGGACCCGGCGGACUCCGGCAAACACUCCCACAUCCCAGUUUACUCCUCCAAUUCGGACCUAGUCUUUAGCAGCGGCUAUGCCGUGCCUCGGCUGGCGCAAGGGGCAUUCUUGACGGCCUGGGAGGCUGUUUAUCGCGCCUGUUACGGUGGAAAGGGCAUAGAAAUAACCCGCUUCGGGAAGCCCUGGGAGAGCAGCUACCGGCACGCGGAGAAAAUGCUGGUGCACGAGGCUCGGCUCUUGGGUCUGACAGGGGAGGACUUGCCUCCUCACAAGCCGCAUGAGCACAAGCACUACCCCAUCCAGCGGGUGUACGCGGUGGGGGACAAUCCACUGAGUGACGUGGAAGGCGCCAAUCGUGCCGACGGACAUCAUUGCGAGUGGGUUUCCAUCCUGGUCAAGACAGGGGUUUACAAAGAGGGCAUGCCACACGCUGCCAAGCACGUAGUGGCGGAUGUAACAGAGGCUUUCCGGCUGAUAUUGGAAUUAGAGGGAUACGAUAUUUAAACAUACGCCUUAAGGGGGGGGAGAGGGUUGCGUGUUGACAGAUGGAGAGCAUAAAAAGAUGGGACACGAGGGUGUUCGACGAGAAGAAAGAAAAUUUG
Molecule: messenger RNA, 1382 nt
Organism: Nannochloropsis gaditana CCMP526
Product: had-superfamily subfamily iia hydrolase
Exons: 5
Biological process (GO): glycerophospholipid biosynthetic process
Cellular component (GO): mitochondrion
Source: RefSeq, a predicted model, not a curated record